This is a messenger RNA of Babesia bovis T2Bo, 3124 nucleotides long. RefSeq names its product putative valyl-tRNA synthetase. The record is from RefSeq and is a predicted model, not a curated record. Gene Ontology annotation, biological process: valyl-tRNA aminoacylation. The transcript is spliced from 5 exons. Lineage: Eukaryota; Apicomplexa; Aconoidasida; Piroplasmida; Babesiidae. Gene Ontology annotation, cellular component: cytosol. The coding region runs from base 119 to 3094 and encodes 991 amino acids. Gene Ontology annotation, molecular function: valine-tRNA ligase activity; aminoacyl-tRNA deacylase activity; ATP binding.
AAUAACUGGUUAUAUCCAUCCGUAUAUUUUUAAUGUGUUAUUGCACAGUUAUCCCAAUUGGUGCAUACCGUUGACGCUGUUAACAAUAGGAAUAUAACAUGAUUUGAAAUAUGCGUUCAUGCUUUUGUAUACAACAGGCCGUAUUUUAACUAGAUGUAAUACAAGGAACUACACAAUGGUUACUAAAAAAGUAAUCGGCGAGUUGCAAAAUGCCUACGACCCUAAGGCAGUAGAGGAAGGGUGGUACGAUUGGUGGAAGGCAUCAGGAUUUUUUUCACCAAAUGCUUCACCAGAAUCUAACGCGAAGGGUAGAUGGAUUGCACUGUUGCCACCACCUAAUGUUACGGGUAAACUGCAUAUUGGACAUGCCCUUACAGUGUCUAUACAGGAUUGUCUAGCCAGAUGGCAUCGCAUGAGGGGAGAUGUGACUCUAUGGAUACCUGGAACUGAUCAUGCCGGUAUAGCUACACAAACUGUUGUAGAACGUAUGCUAAUGCAGACAGAAAAUAAAACCAGGCAUGAUUUUAGUAGAGAAGAUUUUAUUAAGCGUGUUUUCCAAUGGAAUGAUCAAUAUGGUAACAAUAUCAAGGAUCAACUAGGCAGAAUGGGUGCAUCACUGGAUUGGACACGUGAUGCCUUCACUAUGGAUGCACCUAGAUCAAAAGCUGUGAUCGAAGCAUUUGUACGAAUGUAUAACGAUGGGUUUAUAUACCGUGCAACUAGGUUAGUGUCCUGGUGUCCACAUUUGUCAACUGCACUCUCGGAUAUUGAGGUCGACACCUUCGAUGUAACGAGUCCCGUUACCAUCAAGGUACCGGGUUACGAAAAAAGCGUGGAAGUUGGUUGGUUGUGGAUAUUCAAGUAUGAGGUCAAGGGUUCAAGCCCAGUUCAGUACAUUUCAGUGGCUACUACGAGGAUCGAGACUAUGCUUGGUGAUGUCGCAGUUGCAGUGCUCCCCAACGAUAACAGGUACCGUGAUUACGUAGGUAAAGAGUUGGUGCAUCCAUUUGUUAGUGAUCGGAAGCUAAUAGUCAUUGCCGAUGAGCAUGUUGAUCCUGAGUACGGUACUGGUGCGGUAAAGCUAACGCCAUCGCAUGAUAAGAAUGACUAUGAUAUAGCCAAGAGGCAUGGAUUGCCAUUUAUAUCGAUAUUUACGGAUGAUGGUAAAAUUAACAAAAACGGUGGAGAAUUUGCUGGAAUGCAUCGUUUUGAGUGUCGUAAGGCCAUAGAGAAACGAUUAAAGGAAAUGGAGAUCCUGGAGGAUAAGGUGCCGAAUACAAAACCGAUGUCCAUACCAAGAUGCUCAAGGACUGGUGAUAUAGUGGAAUACAUGAUCAUACCGCAGUGGUAUAUUAACUGUAAAGACCUAGCAGCACGUGCAAUGGAGCAUGUACGAUCAGGUGACCUGACUUUGAUACCUAGUACCUACGUAUCCGUCUGGGAAAUGUGGCUUGGUAACAUCCAAGAUUGGUGUAUAUCAAGGCAACUAUGGUGGGGACAUAGAAUACCUGCCUAUAGAGUAAUAUCACAGGAACUUGAUGGCGAAGCGCCAUGGGUAGUAGCACAUGAUAUCCAGGAAGCAGAAGCAUUGGCCAAGAAGCAGUAUCCUGAUCUAGGAACUUUCGAGCUUAAGCAAGAUGAAGACGUCCUGGAUACAUGGUUUUCUUCAGGGUUGUUUCCACUAUCAACCUUGGGGUGGCCCGAUGAAAAACACCCAGAUUUCAUGAAGUUCUUCCCAACUACACUACUGGAAACCGGUAACGAUAUUAUAUUCUUCUGGGUAGCUCGUAUGGUUAUGAUGUCACUGCAUCUCGUUGGGAAGCUGCCUUUCAACACGGUGUACCUCCACCCAUUGGUGCGUGACGCCCGUGGUGAGAAGAUGAGUAAGAGUAAGGGCAACGUACUAGAUCCACUAGAGGUCAUCGAGGGCGCGACACUGGAUAGCCUAAUUGAUAAGAUAAAUAACUCAAGCCUACCUCAAGGUGAAAUUAAAAAGGCGAUAGUACUCCAGAAACAGCAGUUUCCACAAGGCAUUCCAGCAUGUGGAACUGAUGCGUUGCGCUUAGGACUUCUAUCACUCACAAGACAGAAUAGAGCUAUUCUAUUAGAUGUAAACAAGAUUAUAUGUUCUAAGCAUUUCGGAAACAAAAUAUGGAACGCCUUGAAGUUCACAAUGCCAAAGAUCACACAGGUACCCAUGGAUAUCAAUUCGGUGCCAUGUCUGCACUGGGAAGAUAGAUGGGUGUUGUCUAAACUGAACGAAUAUAUAUCAAAGGUAACUGCCGCUUUUGAGAAUUACCAGUUUGGUGAUGCCGUCCAGGCGGCAUAUGACUUUUGGCUAUACCAGCUGUGUGAUGUCUACCUGGAGUUGAUUAAACCUAGGCUACCUUCACACAAGGAUGUGCCGACAGAUGAUUUACCUAGAGUUGAGGGUGCUAUAUAUGCAUUGAGCUGGAGCUUCAGUAUCGGGCUCCGCCUGUUACAUCCAAUCAUGCCCUUUAUCACAGAGGAGUUGUAUCACCAUUUGCCGGAGCACCUACGCACAUCGGAGUCAAUAUCUAUAUCGGAGUUCCCAAUAAUUAAUCCCAUAUGGGAUGACAAUGACGUAGAUACUGAGAUGGAGCUUCUGAAGUCAGCUGUACACAGCUUCAGGUCACUAGCUGCAACACUAGGAAUAGCACCCAAUGUCCCCAAAACGGGAUUCGUAGUAGCACCAGAAGCUCGUGACGCUGAAUUGCUUAAGACACUGUCGAAUCACGUGGCCACGCUCGCAAAGUUUGAAAGUGUAACUGUAGUAACACAAGGACAUGAGGCACUGUCACAGUGCGUACAGGAUGUGUCACUGACAUAUAUCGCGUACCUACAGGUAGACAAGGAUAUGGACCUAAGUAAAACAACCGCCAAGCUGUCUAAAAACCUAGAGAAAUCUAGGCAGUCCCUGCAGGGAUACCUAAAGAAGAUGCAGGCACCUGACUACGAAACUAAAGUGCCAGAAAGUGUAAGACAGCUGAAUUCCACUAAAGUAGAUGAACUAAAUGUGGAAAUAAGUCAACUAGAACGGGCAAUUGCAGAACUAGAACGCUUGCGCGUGUGAACCAAUACAUAAUAUCACCAUAUAUAACUA